Messenger RNA from Fukomys damarensis (Damara mole-rat), 695 nucleotides. RefSeq lists its product as uncharacterized. Lineage: Eukaryota; Metazoa; Chordata; Mammalia; Rodentia; Bathyergidae. The record is from RefSeq and is a predicted model, not a curated record. Bases 78 to 695 code for a protein of 205 amino acids. The transcript has 3 exons.
UGCUUUCCUCAGGGUUAGCGAGCACACGGUUUUCUCAGAAGACCGAAUUUCCUCCCUCAGUGGUGCGGAGUCUGGAGAUGCAAGGGGAAGCUUGCUUGGACAGCCCUCAGCCGAAGAGAGCUGGCAGCCCAGGGAGGAGCUGUGGGAAACCAGUGACUGCGGAGUGUCCCCGCCGCCGCCGCUGCUGGUCAGACUCUCCCCCGCGCCCGCAUGUGUGUGGCAGACACUGGUGUGCAGUCCACACAACAUUCUCAGAGCAGGUGUCUCUCACCCCCUUAGCGGGUGAGGAGACGGGCUCGCUGAGGCCGAACGGUCCGUCCCAUCCGGCACCAGCCCGGAAGCCUCGAGUUGCCCCCGCGUGCCUGGCUCUCGGCUCGAGCUCGGAAUCAGCUGAGUGGUUUCCCUCCCCACUGGUGCUGGAGAAGGCAGAGGAGCAGCUGGCUUCUCCGGGCGGGGAAGUCUUUUCGAAGAGGAUACAGGAGAAGGCAGGUUUGAGGGAGGAGGAAAACACGGCACGGGAAGGAGAGCGCAUGGGACAGCAUGGCAGGGCUGGCUGGAUGAUGCAGAAACCAUACCCCUGCCCACCAAAAGGACGCACGUGCUAUGGCUACUUAAAGGUAUGGACACCGAAUACAGAUCAAUGUUUCACUGAGGACAUGAGAAUCUGGGACCAUGUAAGAAGUGGGUGGAGCUAA